AUGGGAGGCGAGGAGAAGCGCCACCAGAUGAUGCAGAACCUGUUCGGCGACCAAUCCGAGGAGGAGGAAGAGCUCGACGUCGAUUCCGAGCACGAAUCCAAUCCCCAAUUGAAUUACCCAUCCGACGAGGGGGAGGGAAUGGGGGAGCAGGAGGGAGAGGGCGAGGUAGAGGGCCAGGGAGAGGUGGAAAUCGAGAGCGAGGGGGACGGAGAAGCUGAACACGAUCGCGAGAGCGAGGGCGAGAGGGAGCAGAGCUCACAGGAGGUGGAAGUUGGAGAAAGAGAGGAGAGUGAGGGAAGAGACUCGGAUAGUGACGCCAAAGAUGACGGUUAUAGCCAGCGUGGCGUCACGAGUAAGCGCCGGGACGAUGUCGUUGAGAGCGGAUCUGAGAGGUCGGAGGAAAAUCAUUACGCACACCACGACGAUGAGGAGGAAGAAGUUGACGAGGCUAGAAGCCCCAGUGGGUCUCCCAGAGAUGAAAAGGAGGAUGAGACUCGUGACAUGCAUUCCGCACCCGAAAUUCGCGAUGUAUUUGGUGAUUUUGAUGAUGACGAAGACGAGGAAAUGGGGUAUGCAGUACAGCAGGACAUUGAACAAGAUUCAAAUAGAUAUCCUGUGGAGGAGGAAGGAAGUUACGGAAAGAACCUGAGACCAGAAGAUAUACUUGCUGAUGAAGAUCAUCAGUAUGAAUCAGAGGAGGAAAACUUUGAGAUAAAAGCUAAAGAGAAGCCACUUGGGCCCCCUUUAGAGUUAGAAGUUCCAUUACGACCACCUCCAGCUCUUCCAGAAAAGAUGAAUAUGAUUAAAGUUUCCAAUAUUAUGGGUGUUGAUCCAAAACCAUUUGAUCCUAAAACAUAUGUGGAAGAAGAUACUUUUGUAACGGAUGAAUCUGGAGCCAGAAAGCGCAUACGAUUGGAGAAUAAUAUUGUUCGGUGGAGAACCGCUAAGAAUCCUGAUGGCACAACAUCUUAUGAAAGCAAUGCCCGCUUUGUGAGAUGGUCUGAUGGCAGCCUGCAGCUUUUAAUCGGGAAUGAAGUUCUUGACAUAUCAGUGCAGGAUGCACAGCAUGAUCAAGCACAUCUUUUCCUUAGACAUGGAAAGGGAAUCCUCCAAUCACAAGGAAGAUUAUUAAGGAAAAUGAGGUUUAUGCCAUCCUCCUUGUCAUCAAAUUCUCAUCGGCUGUUGACUGCCCUUGUUGACUCAAGGCAUAAGAAGGUUUAUAAGGUUAAAAACUGCAUUACUGACAUUGAUCCUGAGAGGGAAAAAGAGGAAAAAGAAAAGGCUGAAAGUCAAAAUAUCCGGGCUAAUGUGCUUCUUAACCGAAAACGUGAGAAAGUGAGCCGGAAGUACACUCCAACUGUGGAUAGGAGGCGUCAACUUUCUCCUGGGUUUUUAGAGGAUGCAUUGGAUGAGGAGGAUGAAGCAGAUUACUAUGAUUCUCGUCGAUCUCAGCGCCGGUUUGAGGAUGAUCUGGAAGCUGAAGCCCGAGCUGAAAAACGAAUUAUGAAUGCUAAAAAGUCACAGGGACCGAGGGAUAUCCCUCGUAAAUCUUCCUUCCCGCCUGCUAAAUCCUCUCGUAACCCAAUGGGUUACCUGGAUGAUGAGAGAGAGGAGUCUGAGUAUGAAACUGAUGAAGAGGAAGAUGAGAGGCCUCCUCCGCGCAAGAGGGAUGAGGAUACUGAGCCAGAGUAUGAGGAUGAUGAAGAAGAGGAAGAUCACUACGAAGAGGCGGAACAAGUUAAUGAUGCAUCAGAUGAGGAGGAAGAGGAGGAACCAAAGCACAAGAGUAAGGAGUUUAGAGGCAGUGCCAAAAGGAAGGGAUUUGAAUCUGAUGAAGACUCUCCUCCAAGGAAAGCAACCACCCAUCGACGAAUGGCAGUUGUGUAUGAUAGUGAUGAGGAAUGA
Molecule: messenger RNA, 1905 nt
Organism: Sphenostylis stenocarpa
Lineage: Eukaryota; Viridiplantae; Streptophyta; Magnoliopsida; Fabales; Fabaceae
Source: the annotation of a GenBank genome assembly